AUGAAGGCCUUCCAGCGAGCAAUUCCUGCUCUACGGCCGUGUCACCUCGGCCGGGGCCUGCAAGUGCAGCAAGGACCACAUCGACAUGCCCGGCUCGUCCACUCGUCCACCACCAAAGCUGCCGUUGCGCACCCGGUGAAUGUCUCUGGGCCUCCGCCAAAGCCGCCAGGGUCAACGGCGAGUCCGCUGAGGAAGAGGUUCUGGAAGGAUGUACACGUCAAGGAAGCUGCUGGAGGCCAUCAGAUAUACCUGGACAGCCGGCCGGUUCGAACGCCAGAGAAGAAGGUAUUAACCGUGCCUUCUUCGAAACCGCAUCUCGCGCAUGCUAUAGCUCUGGAGUGGGAUCUACUCAAGACAGCGCAGCAUGCAACCAAGUACCAUCUUAUCCCGAUGACAUCGAUCACCGGCCGGGCCGAAGACAUCGCAGCCGAAGAUGCAAAGGGAGUCACCACGAUACGGGACGAGAUAACUCGCGUGAUGCUACGGUAUCUUGAGACUGACACGCUGCUCAGCUGGGCCCCUGAAAAAGAACCAGACUACGUCGGACGAAGCGAAGAGAAGCGCGAGACACUGAGGGAGAAGCAAAUCAAGGCAGCCCAGCCCAUCAUUUCGACCCUGGUGUCGACCGUCUGGCCGGGCGUGGAGCUCAAGCCUACCCUUGACGCCAACAGCAUCAUGCCAUUACCUCAGCCACGGCAGACAAUUGAUGUUAUUCGAGGGUGGCUGUCGAGUCUUUCGCCGUACGACCUUGCGGGUGUGGAGCGAGCAGGAAUAGCUACUAAGAGUCUGCUGGUGGGUGCCCGGGUGGUGAUUGAAUGGAGCGAGAACUUCCGCCAUCUCAGGCCCAGCGGUGCAAGCAGGACCUUUGGCAUCGAAGAGGCCGCGCAUGCGUCGAGCCUGGAGGUCAGAUGGCAGACCGAGAACUGGGGAGAAGUCGAGGAUACGCAUGAUGUGGAGAGGGAGGACCUGCGCCGACAGCUGGGGAGCGUCAUCCUACUGGUGAGCGGCUGUUCGUCAUGA
This is a messenger RNA of Trichophyton benhamiae CBS 112371, 1020 nucleotides long. RefSeq lists its product as uncharacterized. NCBI's taxonomy places the organism in Eukaryota, Fungi, Ascomycota, Eurotiomycetes, Onygenales, Arthrodermataceae. Gene Ontology annotation, biological process: mitochondrial proton-transporting ATP synthase complex assembly. Gene Ontology annotation, cellular component: mitochondrion. The transcript is spliced from 2 exons. The coding region runs from base 1 to 1020 and encodes 339 amino acids. The record is from RefSeq and is a predicted model, not a curated record.